This is a messenger RNA of Choloepus didactylus (southern two-toed sloth), 7586 nucleotides long. It is a transcript of the gene ADAMTSL3, whose product is annotated as ADAMTS like 3. Lineage: Eukaryota; Metazoa; Chordata; Mammalia; Pilosa; Megalonychidae. The transcript is spliced from 30 exons. Gene Ontology annotation, molecular function: metalloendopeptidase activity. The record is from RefSeq and is a predicted model, not a curated record. Gene Ontology annotation, cellular component: extracellular matrix. Gene Ontology annotation, biological process: extracellular matrix organization. The coding region runs from base 446 to 5488 and encodes 1680 amino acids.
GCCCGCGCCGGGCCCCUCAGCCGGUCUCUUCGCGCUCCCAGUGCCCCCAGCUCCGGCCGAGGGCGCUGCUUCCUCCGGAGGGCCGACAGGCGUCUGGGCGCGCCGCGCACUUGCCGGGCGGUGCAGGUGGCGGCGCGCGCCCUCCGCCUCUGGGUCGCGGCCAGCGCUGCGCUGCGCUCCGCGCGCCCAGAGGGGGCGGGAGAGGCGGGGCGGCCCCCGUCCCAGCCCCAUUUAAUUUCUCCGCGGCGGCGGUCACUGCGGCGCCGCGGGCUGGAGGCCGGCGUCGGGGAAGGUCCUGGUCCGGAAUUCCACACGAGGUGUUGCCGCGGUCGUGUCUGCCAGUUUCUUCGCUGCGCGCGCCGAGCCCGCGUGGCCCUCGGGCUGCACGUCCCAGACGCUUCAGCGGCGCAAGGCUGCAGGUGAGAUACCCAGGUGACUGGACUCCAUGGCUUCCGGGAAGAGCCCCUGUUGGCUGCUGAUGUGGAUGUGCUUCAUGCUCUCUGCCUUACUGCAGACCACAGCAGAGAAGUCUCCUGGAGCCUACUUCCUUCCUGAGUUUGCACUCUCUCCUCAGGGAAGUUUUCUCGAAGAUACAACAGGGGAGCAGUAUCUCACUUAUCGCUAUGAUGACCAGAACUCGAGAAACACUCAUUCAGAUGAAGAAAAAGAUGGCAACUGGGAUGCUUGGGGUGACUGGAGUGACUGCUCCCGGACCUGCGGUGGGGGAGCGUCGUAUUCUCUGCGGAGAUGUUUGACUGGGAGGAAUUGUGAAGGGCAGAAUAUUCGAUACAAGACAUGCAGCAAUAAUGACUGCCCAGCCGAUGCCGAGGACUUCAGAGCCCAGCAGUGCUCGGCCUACAAUGAUGUCCAGUACCAGGGGCGUUACUACGAAUGGCUUCCGCGGUAUAACGACCCCGCUGCCCCUUGUGCACUCAAGUGUCAUGCCCGGGGACAGAGCCUGGUGGUGGAGCUGGCCCCCAAGGUCCUGGAUGGGACUCGCUGCAAGACGGACUCCCUGGACAUGUGCAUCAGUGGCAUCUGUCAGGCGGUGGGCUGUGACCGGCAACUGGGAAGUAAAGCCGAGGAGGACAACUGUGGCGUCUGUGCUGGCGACGGCGCCACCUGCAGGCUUGUGCGGGGACAAUCCAAGUCACACGUUUCUCCUGAAAAAAAGGAAGAAAAUGCCAUCGCUGUUCCUUUGGGAAGUCGAAGUGUGAGAAUUACAGUGAAAGGACCUGCACAUCUCUUCAUUGAAUCAAAAACACUUCAAGGAAACAAAGGAGAACACAGCUUUAACAGCCCUGGAGUUUUUGUUGUAGAAAACACAACAGUUGAAUUUCAGAAAGGUUCAGAGAGACAAACCUUUAAGAUUCCAGGACCUCUGAUGGCUGAUUUCAUUUUCAAGACCAGGUACACUGUGGCCAAAGACAGCGUGGUCCAGUUCUUCUUUUACCAGCCGAUCAGUCAUCAGUGGAGGCAAACCGACUUCUUUCCCUGCACUGUAACAUGUGGAGGAGGUUAUCAGCUCAAUUCUGCAGAAUGUGUGGAUAUCCGCUUGAAGAGGGUGGUUCCUGACCACUACUGCCAUUACUACCCUGAAAAUGUAAAACCAAAACCCAAACUGAAGGAAUGCAGCAUGGAUCCUUGCCCAUCAAGUGAUGGAUUUAAAGAGAUUAUGCCCUAUGACCACUUCCAACCUCUCCCUCGCUGGGAACACAAUCCUUGGACUGCAUGUUCGGUGUCCUGUGGAGGAGGAAUUCAGAGACGGAGCUUUGUGUGUGUAGAGGAGUCCAUGCAUGGAGAGAUACUGCAGGUGGAGGAGUGGAAGUGCAUGUAUGCGCCUAAACCCAAGGUUAUGCAAACUUGCAAUCUCUUCGAUUGCCCCAAGUGGAUCGCCAUGGAGUGGUCUCAGUGUACAGUGACUUGUGGCCGGGGGUUACGUUACCGGGUUGUUCUGUGUAUCAACCACCAAGGACAGCACGUUGGGGGCUGCAACCCACAACUGAAGUUACACAUCAAAGAAGAAUGUAUCAUUCCCAUCCCCUGUUACAAACCAAAAGAAAAAAGUCCAGUGGAAGCUAAAUUACCUUGGCUGAAACAAGCACAAGAACUAGAAGAGACCAGAAUAGCAACAGAAGAACCAACGUUCCUUCCGGGGCCCUGGUCGGCCUGCAGCGCCACCUGCGGAGCCGGCGUUCAGGUGCGCGAGGUGAGGUGCCGCGUCCUCCUCACGUUCACGCAGACGGAGACGGAGCUGCCCGAGGAGGAGUGUGACGGCCCCACGCCGCCCACGGAGCGGCCGUGCCUCCUCGGAGCCUGCGACCAGGGCCCGGCCUCCCGCCAGCUGGAGGUGCCUCUCCCCGGGAAGGAGAGUGAGAUGACUUACGACUGGGAGUACGCCGGCUUUACCCCUUGCACGGCGACAUGCCUGGGAGGCCGUCAAGAAGCCAUAGCAGUCUGCUUACACAUCCAGACCCAGCAGACGGUCAAUGACACCCUGUGUGACAUGGUCCACCGCCCUCCAGCAAUGAGCCAGGCUUGUAACACGGAACCUUGUCCACCCAGGUGGCACACAGGUUCUUGGGGACCCUGCUCGGCUACCUGUGGUGUUGGAAUCCAGACCCGAGAUGUGUACUGCCUGCACCCAGGGGAAUCCCCUGCCCCUCCUGAAGAAUGCAGAGAUGAAAAACCCCACGCCUUACAAGCAUGCAAUCAGUUUGAUUGCCCCCCUGGCUGGCACAUUGAAGAAUGGCAGCAGUGUUCCAGGACAUGUGGUGGGGGGACUCAGAAUCGAAGAGUCACCUGCCGGCAGCUGUUGACAGACGGCAGCUUUUUGAAUCUCUCGGAUGAAUUGUGCCAAGGACCCAAGGCAUCUUCUCACAAGUCCUGUGCCAGAACAGACUGCCCCCCACAUUUCACUGCAGGAGACUGGUCAAAGUGCUCUGUCAGCUGUGGUGUUGGAAUCCAGCGAAGAAAGCAGGUGUGUCAGCGGCUGACGGCCAAAGGCCAGCGUGUUCCCCUCAGUGAGACAAUGUGCAAAGAUCAACCGGGGCUUCCUCUUGUAAGGUCUUGCCAGAUGCCGCAGUGUAAGAAAAUAAAACCCGAGAUGAAAGCAAAGCUUGGUGAGCAGGGUCCUCAGAUACUCAGUAUCCAGAGAGUCUACAUUCAGACCAGAGAAGAGAAGCGCAUUAACCUCACUAUCGGUAGCAGAGCCUAUUUGCUGCCCAACACGUCUGUGAUUAUUAAAUGCCCAGUGCGACGAUUCCAGAAGUCUCAGAUCCAGUGGGAGAAGGAUGGCCAUUGUCUGCAAAACUCCAAGCGACUUGGCAUCACCAAGUCAGGCUCACUGAAAAUCCACAGUCUUUCAGCCCCUGACAUCGGCGUGUACCAGUGUGUGGCAGGCUCUGCACGAGAGACGGUUGUUCUCAAACUCAUUGGGACAGACAACCGGCUCAUCGCACCUCCAUCCUUCAGAGAGCAAGCGAGGGGGUAUCCUGGGAUGGACCAAAAUGAAGCUGGUAGUUUGGGAGCCACAUGGAAUAAAGUGCGGCAAAUGUGGAGUAAUAAAAAUGAGCUUUAUCUGGAUGAUGGCCAAAUGAAUAAGCAGCCUUUCUUGAGAGCUCUGUUGGGCCACUGCAGAAAUUCUGCGGGAAAUGCCAACUCCUGGGAGUUUAAGAAUAAGCAGUUUGAAGCAGCAGUUAAACAGGGAGCCUAUAGCAUGGACACGGCCCAGUUUGAAGAGCUGAUAAGAAACAUGAGUCAGCUCAUGGAAACCGGAGAAGUCAGUGAUGACCUUGCGUCCCAAGUGAUAUACCAGCUGGUGGCCGAGUUAGCUAAGGCACAGCCUGCACCCGUGCAGUGGAGGAGCAUCCAAGAGAAGGUGCCUCCUGCAGCUCAGCUAAGGGGGGAAACAGGAAGUGUGACCCAAAGCUCAAAUGCAAAGAAUUCAGGCAAGCUGAUGUUCAAGCCAAAGGGGCCUGUUCUCAUGAGGCAAAGCCAACCCCCCUCAAUAUCAUUUAAUAAAACUAUAAAUUCAAGGAUUGGAAAUACAGUAUAUAUUACAAAAAGGACCAAGGUCAUCAAUAUAUUAUGUGACCUUGUUACCCCCGGUGAGGUAACAUAUACAUGGACCAAAGAUGGAGCAUUGCUAGAACCCUCAGUCAAAAUAAUUUUGGAUGGAAUGGGGAAAAUGCAGAUACAGAACCCUACUAGGAAAGAACAAGGAACAUAUGGAUGCUCUGUAACUAAUCAUCUCGGUUCAGAUGUGGAAAGUUCUUCUGUGCUAUAUGCAGACGCACCUGUCAUCUUGUCUACUGAAAGAAAUAUCACCAAACCAGAGCACAGUCAUCUGUCCAUCGUGGUUGGAGGCAUCGUGGAGGCAGCCCUACAAGCAAAUGUGACAAUCUGGUGUCCUGUAAAAGGUGUCCCUGAACCCAAUGUAACUUGGUUGAAGAGAGGAGGAUCUCUGAGUGACAAUAUUUCGUUGCUUUUCAAUGGAUCCCUGUUGUUGCAGAAUAUUUCCCUUGAAAAUGAAGGAACCUAUGUCUGCACAGCCACCAAUGCUCUUGGAAAGGCAAUGGCAGCAUCUGUACUGCACUUGCUGGAACGAAGACAUCCCAAUAAAAUUGUAUUUCCUAAGGGUCGUAAAAAGCUUGCUCUCCUGCAGUCCACCACUGGAACCAGCAGCAAUGACACUUCAGGAGAAACCCUACCUCGAGAGCCUUUCUGGGAGCCUGGUAACUGGACACGUUGUUCUGCCACCUGUGGCCACCUGGGAGCCCGCAUUCAGAGACCUCAGUGUGUGAUGGCCGAUGGGCAGGAAGUGAGUGUGGCCCUCUGUGGUCAUCUCCAGAGGCCACCGGCUGGGUUUCAGCCCUGUAACAUUCGGGACUGUCCUGCCAGGUGGUUCACAAGUGCUUGGUCAGAGUGUUCUGUAUCUUGUGGUGAAGGAUUCCGCAGUCGACAAGUGACGUGCAAAUUGACAAAAGCCAAUGGAACCGUGCAGGUGGUGUCAUCCAAAGCAUGUGCCCCCAGAGACCGGCCUCUGGGGAGAAAACCAUGUUUCGGUCAUCCGUGUGAUCAACGGGUUGUUGAACCGGGGAGCCAGUGUCCUGGAAAUUGCAUGCGUCGUGCCGUGAGGAUGCAGCAGCAUCACAUAGUUUGCCAACUCCACAACAGCUCUGAGGCUCCUGACUCCCACUGUGAUGACAGAAGGAGGCCCACCUUUAGGAGGAACUGCUCAUCGGGGGCUUGUGAUGUGUGUUGGCACACAGGCCCUUGGAGGCCCUGUACAGCCACCUGUGGCAGGGGCUUCCAGUCUCGGAAAGUGGACUGUGUCCACAGAAGGAGCUGCAGAUCCGUGGCUGAGAGACACUGUGUGCAGAAAAAGAAGCCAACUUCCUGGCGGCACUGUUUCGGGCCUUCCUGUGAUAGUACGUACCCCUCUCAGGAGACUGCACAGACACAACCCACUACUGUAUGUUUGUAAAGCAUCUUAAUUUGUGUUCAGUAGACCUUUACAAGCAAAGAUGCUGUCUGGCGUGUCAAGAAGGAUAAACCUUUGGAGGGGUCAUGAUGCUGCUGUGAACAACAAAGAAAAAUGUAAAAGCUCUUUUCCCCAUGUAGCCGGUUCAAAAACACAUAUUUCUUAAAAGACUCUAGAUUCUGAGACCAAACAGAGGUUGACGCAAAAACACCACUGUUAAAAUUUUGUAAAGUGAAAUUUUCCCAUUGCUCAUUUUUAAUCCCAACUCUUCUAAACAGUGUAUUCCAGAUUACACAAAUAUUCCACGGCACGCAUGCCAUUGCACUUGGGACCCCAUCAUAUCCUCUGCAUCAGGAAAACUCCAAGGUGGUGAGUGCACUGUCAGGUGCUGCUUCUUUCCUGUGAUUUGUAGACUGGCAGAGAGUAGUCCAUCCUGAACACUUGGGAAACACAGCAACUGAUGACUCCCCCUUCUCCCAAGUGUUAGGGUUUUGUCAAGUUUAUAAGGCCUCUUUACGUUUUAGAAGUUCUGGCCAGUAGUUGUUAAGAUGUUGGCGCUAAUGGCAUUUUUAUAGACCCUUAAGUUUAGUCUGUGAAAAAGGGGCAGUCUCUCUGGACAGGAGUGCUUAGCGCUGGCUGAUCGAAGGAUUCCUAGGGGUGGAUUGGGUGGCAUCCUGCCCUUGCACCCAUGGAAGAAAGCACAGAGCAGACGUUGCUGCCAUUUUCAUAACUAUGGAAAUCUAUCAGUGACCAGCGGACACCAUGGAACUCAAAGGAGGGAGAAAGCUAACCUUUUCUACUGAUUUUGAAGUAUAUUCUAAGCUUUCUUUUAAGAGCUGUGAAUGAAACUUUUUCUAAGCACUAUUCUCUUGCACACAAACAGAAAAUCAGAGCCUUAUCAGACCUAAUUUAUGCAUCAAAUAGUAUUCCUAAGGAUUUUUAUUUUGGAAAAGUUAUAAGAAAAUAAUCUAAACAUGAAACAUGAUAGUUUAAAAUACUUGUUUAUAAUAAAUGUUUUAGUUUGAGCUGAUUUCUCAAUAAAUCCAAAAUGAAUUAGGGUGAGGCCAGGAGUUACCAUUAGGACGAGGGGUUAGAGUUAAGAUUUGGGGUAUAAGGUGAAGGUUAGUGUCAGUUUUAGGAUUAGGGCUUGGAUUGGGUUAGAUAAGAAUGGAAGUUAAGUUGGAACUGAGGCGAGAGUUGGCUUUAGAGAUUAAGGUGAGGACCAGAUUAAGUCAGAGUUGGGCUGGGGUUGAGUUGGAUCCAGUGCUGGUGUUAGUGCUAGUGUCAGGGUGGAAGUUAAAUACGGAGUAAACAUUGCUGCUGAAGCCGGUUAGUGUCAUUAAAAAUCAUAACUUCUGAACCUAAUUUGGUUAUGGGGCUCUUUUCCUCACAUCCUACCCGUCACAGCAGCGAGCACACACAACCCCAAAUAAGCGGUCUUACCUGUUCAUUCAGCGUCCACGCUCCUGUCCCCGGGCUGCGUCCAGCCUGUCGGCCACAGAGUUUCCAGGAGCAGGUUGUGCUGGACCGAGUCCCCGGUCAGUAACAAGUGAACAAUGUGUUUCGGCUUUGGAUCUCUCUGUAGACAAGCUUUUGAGUCUCUCUACCAUAUUCUGAGCACCGGGUCUCUUUUGUUCUAACUUCAGCCUCACUGACACUGGGGUGAGCACUACUGUACGUGGAGGGUUUGGUGGUUGGGAAUAGAUGGGGAAAGCGAAGUGGAGACACCAGUUCAUGAAUUCUUGAGCAUCAAUCUCACUUGAUGGUUGAAGGUUUUUAAAUUAAAAGGAAGGUCCUUUGUAAAAAUACCCUUUGUAUAUAUUUAUUAUAUGACUUAAAGGUGCAAUAUUUUAUUUUGUACAGUAUGUAAUAUUUUGGGACAAAUAUUUUUCUUAUUAACAAAAUUUCAUAUUAAAUUGCUUUGCCUUUGUAUUUAAGGUUAAAAGUUACUGUUUUUCAUUUACUAUUGUGCUUUUGUUAUCAUUCAAAUGACAUUCCUGUGUACUGUAUUUUACUACUGUUUCUAUAACAUGAGAAUUGAUGUUUCUCUCUCGUACUCCUUAAGUAAUUCAGAAAUAAAUUUACUUUGAUUAUUCAUUGG